Messenger RNA from Phycodurus eques (leafy seadragon), 7035 nucleotides. It is a transcript of the gene nrap, whose product is annotated as nebulin-related anchoring protein. Gene Ontology annotation, biological process: cardiac muscle thin filament assembly. NCBI's taxonomy places the organism in Eukaryota, Metazoa, Chordata, Actinopteri, Syngnathiformes, Syngnathidae. Gene Ontology annotation, cellular component: Z disc. Bases 50 to 5512 code for a protein of 1820 amino acids. Gene Ontology annotation, molecular function: actin filament binding. The record is from RefSeq and is a predicted model, not a curated record. The transcript is spliced from 43 exons.
UAUUUUUCCAAAGUUUUGAUUUUUUUAAGGAAAGGACAAAGGACUCACCAUGGAGUCUUGUGCAAGGUGUGGGUUUGUGGUGUACCCAGCGGAGAAGAUCAACUGCAUUGACCAGAACUGGCACAAAGCAUGUUUUCACUGCGACGUCUGUAAAAUGGUGCUGACGGCCAAUAACUUUGUCAGCCACAAGAAGAGGCCCUACUGCUCAGUACAUAACCCACGGAACAACACCUUCACCAGCGUGUACAAGACACCCAUCAACAUCAACAUCAACGCAAAGAAUCAGAGCAAGGCCAGCAGUGAGCUGAAGUAUUGCGAGGAUGGCGAUCGUUUUAUGUCCACCUUCCACUAUGACAUGAAGUCCAUGGAGUUGGAGAGGGCUCGUCUAGCCAAUCAGAUGGCCGGCCAGGUGAGCUCCCAAGCCUUCAAGUCUCAGUCCGAGUUUUCCCAGCAGCAGACGUGGUACUCGGCCAUGGUCACCAACCAGGAGAUGGUGACCAUGUCUCAAGCUCAGACGAACAUCAGUGAUGUAAAGUACAUGCAGGAAUACGAGCAGUCCAAAGGGAAAGGCAGCUUCCCGGCCCUGAUCACACCAGGAUACCAGGUGGCCAAAAACGCCAACACUUUGGCAAGCAACCUUGAAUAUAAAAAAGGGCAUGAGGAAAGAGUUUCAAAGUACACCGCCUUUGUGGACCCCCCAGAGGUGCUCCUGGCCAAGAAACAAGGACAGAUUAUCAGCGACUAUGCCUACACUGAGGAGUACGAGCAGCACAAAGGCAAAGGCAGCUUCCCUGCACAUCUUACACCUGGAUACAAAAUGUCGAAAAAGGCCUCCGAACAGGCCAGCAACAUAAAGUAUCGGCACGUGUACGAGCAGGAGAUAAAGGGCAAAGCCAGCGCUGACGCUGCAGUGGCCGAAAUGGUCCACGCCAGAGAGAAUGCAGAAAACUUCAGCCAGAUCGCCUACACUGAGGAGUAUGAGCAACAGCGGGGCAAAGGAAGCUUUCCAGCCAUGAUAACGCCCGGUUAUCAUCUGGCUAAGAAGGCUCAAGAAAACGCAAGUGAUCUGAAAUACAGAAAAGACUUAAAUAAGAUGAAGGGCACGUCACAUUUCCACAGCCUGACCUCCGAGGACAACCUGGCCUUGAUGAACGCGCGGAAGAUCAACAAGCUUGUCAGCGAGGUAGAGUAUAAGAAGGACUUGGAGAACAGCAAAGGCCACAGCAUCAAUUUCUGCGAGACGCCCCAGUUUCAAAAUGCUAUCAAAGUAGCCAAAUUCACCAGCGAUAACAAAUACAAAGAGAAGUACACCACCAACAUGAAGGGCCACUAUGAAGGAUCGGGAAUCGACAAGAAGACCAUGCACGCCAUGAAAGCCCGGACGCUGGCCAGUGACAUUGCAUACAAACAAGGUCAUGAUCAAGAUCAGGGCGAAUACACCUACCAAGCCACGCUGACACCAGGCUACCGCAGUCAAAGGAAGCUGGACCCACUGAAAGAUAAGAACUACAGGCAGCACAUUGACCAAGUCAAGUACAGCCCAGUGACGGACACGCCGGAGAUCCUCCUGGCGAGGAAAAAUGCUCAGCUUAUCAGCAAUCUAAAUUACAAAGCAGACUACGAGAAGACUAAGCAUCUGUACACGCUCCACGAGGACCUGCCCCAAAUCAAAAAGGCCAAAGACAAUGCAGCCUUGUGCAGUGACAUUAAAUAUAAGGAGGAGUGGGAGAAGACCAAAUCCAAAGCCUGCGACAUUGGCGUGGACGACCUCAGCGUCAAGGCGGCAAAGGCUUCCCGAGACCUCGCCAGCGACCUUAAAUACAAAGAAAACUACCUGAAGAACAAGGAACUGGCUGUAGGCGUCAACGUAAGCGACUCCAAAACUCUACAUUCGCUUCAGGUGGCCAAGAUGCGCAGCGACAUUGCGUACAAGAAGGGCUCCAAGGAGAACCAGGCUCACUACAGCCUGUCUAUGGACAUGGUCAACCUAAGUCAUGCCAAAAAGGCCCAAGCUCUGGCCAGUGACCUGGAAUAUCGCACCAGGCUGCAUGACUACACCGUCAUGGCUGAUGACAUCAAGGUCCAGCAGGCCAAAAAGGCAUAUUCCCUGCACAGCGAUAACCAGUAUCGCUCAGAUCUGAACUGGAUGAAAGGAGUGAGCUGGGAGACCGAGGGGUGCCUCAACAUCACCCAGGCCAAGAAAGCCGGAGAUCUGCUCAGCGAUAAUAUAUAUCGUCAGAAGGUGGAUCGCAUCAAGUUCACCCAAGUGGCGGACAAUCUGUCCAUGAAACAUGCCAAGAAGAGCCAGGAACUGCAGAGCGACCUGGCGUACAAAGCAAACACGGAGCAGAUGAUCCACAAGUACACCAUGACGCAGGAUGAGCCACUGUUCAGACAAGCAAAGGCAAACGCUGAGCUUCUCAGUGGGAAAGUCUACAAAAGUCAAUGGGAGAAACAGCGGGAAAAGGGCUUUCAGCUUCGAUUGGACUCACUUGCCAUUCUCACAGCCAGAGCUAAGAGAGACCUGGCCAGUGAUGUCAAAUACAAAGAGCAGUAUGAGAAAAACAAAGGCAAGGUGAUCGGAAUCAAGUCGGUCAGCGAGGACACUCAGAUGUCUCACUCGGCUCUGGCCACCAAACUACAGAGCGGACGCGACUACAAAAAGAACUAUGAGGACACCAAGACCCAAUUCAAUGUUUCUCUGGACAUGCUUAACAUCAGUCAGGCUAAGAAGGCCCAAGACUUGGCAGCUGACUACAACUACAGAACAUUCCUUCACGAGUACACCACGCUGCCAACUGACAUGAACGUUGCCUGGGCAAAGAAGGCCUAUGGACUGCAGAGCGACAAACUGUACCGAUCCGAUCUGAACUGGAUGAAGGGCGUUGGCUGGGAGGCCUCCAAGUCUUUGGAUGUCCAGCAGGCCAAAAAAGCAGGAGAGCUCGUCAGCGAGAAAAAAUAUCGCCAGGAUGUGAGCGCCCUGAAGUUUACAAGUGUUGAAGACACACCAGAGAUGGUUCAGGCCAAACUCAGUAACAAACUGGCCAUUGAUAGGUUGUACAGAGAGAAGGGAGAAAAUAUGAAGCACAACUACACCCUCAAUGAGGAGCUGCCUGAGUUUGUGCAGGCCAAGAUCAAUGCCGUGAACCUUAGUGAGAGUCGUUACAAGGAAUCUUGGACUAAACUACGUGACGGCGGCUACAAACUGCGUCUGGAUGCUAUUCCUUUCCAGUCAGCCAAAGCGUCUGCUGACAUCCUCAGUGAUCAAAAAUACAAAGAGCAAUUUGAGAAGACCAAAGGGAAGAUGAUUGGACUGAAAGGGCUGCAAGACGACAUGAACAUGGCUCACUCCGUUUACGUCAACAAGCUGCAAAGCGACAUUAAGUACAAGAAAGAGUCGGCUAGCCAGCUCUCCAAGCUCCACCUGCCCAUGGACAUGAUGGAGGUGGUCCAUGCCAAGAAGGCCCAGUCUCUGGUCAGCGAUCAGGACUACAGGCUCACUCUGCAUCAGUACACCUCUCUGCCGGACGACAUGAAGCUGCAGGCGGCCAGGAAAGCGUACGCUCUGCAGAGCGAGAGGAUAUAUCGCUCUGACCUCAAUUACCUGCGGGGUGCCGCAUGGAUCGCCACUGGGGCUCUGCAAAUUGAAGGCUCUAGGAAAGCUACUGACCUUAUCAGUGAUAAAAAGUAUCGUCAGCAGCCAUACAACUUCAAGCACACGUCCGUGGCAGACUCCCCUGACAUGGUCCACGCCAAACUCAGUGGACUGAUCACAAAUGAGCGUCUGUACAAAGAGAAAGGGGUGAGUGACCAGCACAACUACACCAUUACGGCCGAGAGACCUGAGAUCACCCAAGCAAAGAUUAAUGCGGCUAACUUUAGUGAGAUAAGAUACAGGGACUCCUGGCACACUCUGAGGGCUCAGGGCUAUAAGCUGACCAUGCAGGACAUCCCAUUCCAGGCAGCCAAGAGUUCCACGGGCAUCGCCAGUGACUACAAGUACAAACACAACCACCUGAUGGAAAAAGGAAAACACAUCGGCGCCCAAAGUAUUUCGGACGACACAUACCUGCUGCACUACGUGCAGGCAAACCGACUGGCCAGCGACCAAGAGUACCGCAAGGACGCUCUGACGACCAGCGGACGCUACCACCUGGCGCCCGACAUGGUUCAAUUAGUCACGGCCAAGAACGCCCAGGCCCUGGCCAGCGAGCAGGACUACAGGAAGAGGCUUCACGAGUACACGGUGCUUCCCGACGACAUGAAGGUCAAGUGGGCCAAAAAAGCCUACGACCUGCAGAGUGAGACACUGUACAAAUCGGACCUGAACUUCAUGAAGGGCGUGGCAUGGGAUGGCGUGGGGGCACCUCAGCUGGAGUCAGCCAAGAAGGCUGGAGAGCUUGUUAGUGACAAGCGAUAUCGCCAACUCCCGGACAGCCUGAAGUUCACCUCGGUGACGGACUCCCCCGAUAUGGUCCACGCCAAGGCCAGCUAUCAACAAUGUAGCGAGAGGCUGUACAAAUCGGGCAGGAACGACGACAUGAACAAGUACACCUUACAUCCAGAUGAUCCCGACUUCGUCCGAGCCAGGAUGAACGCCCAGCACAUCAGUGAUAAAGUGUACAAGGCCUCCGGGGAGCAGCUGAAGACGCUGGGCCACGACUUGAGGCUUGACGCCAUCCCCUUCCAAACAGCAAAGGCCUCCAGGGAAAUUGCCAGUGACGUGCUCUACAAGGACUCUCACUUGCGCGAGAAGGGCCGGCAAGUGGGGCUGCGCUGCGUCGAGGACGACCCCAAAAUGGUGCACUCGCUGGCGGCCAGCAAGCUCCAGAGCAACCUGGAGUACAAGCGGCAGUCCAAGGAGGAGCGCUCCAACUACAAGAUCCACGCCGACCAGCCCGAGUUCCUGCUGGCCAAGAAGAGCCAGGCGCAGGCCAGCGACCUGGCAUACCGGAGCAAGCUCCACGACUACACGUGCGAUGCAGAGCAGCUCCACGUCAAGCACGCCAAGCAGGCCUACAAGCUCCAGAGCGACGUGAACUACAAGUCGGACCUGAGCCGGAUGAGGGGAGCGGGCUGGACGCCACCCGGCUCCCACAAGGCCGAGCUGGCCCGCCGGGCUGCCGAGCUGGGUCUGGCUGAGGGCGUGACCACGGAUGAGGCCAUCGCCAAGUACCAACGCAUGAUCAUGCUUCACUACCAGCAGCGGAUGGAGGAGCAGCAACAACAACAACAACAACAACAACAACAACAACAACAGCCUACGUCCGAGCAUGUGGAGACCAGCGAGGACGUUCGGAAAGGCGUCAACAUGGACGCCACGGAGGUGCUUCAUGUCAACAGGACCAAGACCUACCAGACCGUGCAGAAAAAGACCACCACCACCACCACCACCAGUAGCAGCACUGCCGCCUUCAAAUCCAUGGAGAAGAAAUCCAGCGGCACCUCGUCAGCUGCCCGGCACAGCGCACUCAAGACGUCCGGUCAGGCCAAAGCCAUAAAAGAUGCUUAGAAGAUUUGGAGAGUACGAACGGCCACACUGAACUGAACUGACGCAAGAUGGAUGUUGAAUGAAGACGGGAUUCGUUAUGUUUUGCAAAAUAAGAAAGAAAAAAAAAGUUUUGGACACAGUGGCGUUUUUAUAUUUAAAAAAGAUAAUAAUAGAUGGGGCACUAUCCACUUAGUCUACAACUACGGAAAGCCAUUUGAGCAUUUAGUCGAUGUGCUUUAAUUUAAAAUGAAACCGUUGGCAAGAUAUUAAUGUAGCGUAAAAAUAGUCAGAGAGAAUGCAUAUCCAGCUUCGCCAAAAUAGCGACGCUAACAACGCUAAGCUAGCAUUAGCACUGUAAACAGGCCGACAUUAGCCUUGGCUAAGCGUGACUAAUUCGUAAUGGAGUGUUACUGUAACACUAAAGGAUGUUGUGAUGAACCGCUACUCGGUAUUAUUUAUAAAAUAUGUAUUGAAUGCUGGAUCCGGUGGGGCACUCAAGCGCUUGCCCCGCAUGUAAAACCGCCGCUGGGUUGUAAGCAAAAAGUAUUGUGGCAUUGACCGAAACGCACGUGACAUGAAAUAUGAUUUUAAUACCGGUAAUGCAUGAACGACUGUUACGUUUGCAAAUAGGAAAUAGGAAUGUACGCACAGCUGGAGGUGGCCAUUUAAACCCUUUAUUUUGCCAUAUAAGCAGACAUAUUUGACACUUUAUGUUUGGGCGACAAUGUUUUUUCAUCUUUGGAAUGACGAUGUCGUAACCUCGAAGCGAGGAAUCGACUCUUUUGGUCUGGCUGGUUCAGCUUUUGUCACACGAAAACUCAAAGCUGGGCUUGGAGUAAAGGCUCCAUUCACUACUUUCAAAAUAAAUGUUUUUUGUUUCUUUCCUCCUUCAAGCAGAUCUGUUUUCGUGUCCCCUAAAUCAGUUGUUUUCAACUGUUGCCCCACUGGGACCUGAUCAACAUUUACAUCCCAACCGUUUUCUUCAAACAAACAAAAAAACAGAUGCUUGCACAGAUGAUCCACUGAGGGCCAGUAAUGUAUUCACCACAUGAAGAACUUUUAAAAUAUGAUACACUACUCAUUCAAACACAUGUAUGAAUGAUUAAUCAUUUUUAUUUGGUUGUUGCACAGCGUUAGCAAACAAUACAACGCAAUACAAGGGUCCCUUUCAACAACCAAAAUGGAUUGGGCAAAAGCAAAAACUGCUUGUUUUAUGAACCAUCACACACGUCAGACGUCAGCAGUUUAUCAAUUUAUAUAUGUAACAAAUUGAAGGUCAUACAGUGGUACCUUGACUUCACAGUUGAAUUUUCUGACCAAGCUCGUAACUCAAUUUACAUACACUGACAACAUAUCACGUCAUUUUCCUUAUUGAAAUGAUUUGAAAUGCCAUUCAUCUGUUCCAGCCGCCAAACAACAACCACCAUUUUUAGGUUAUGUUUUCAAUACAGGAAAACAAAAACUUGGCUCGUAAAUCAAGGUAUUCAUAUUUGUAUAAGGUAACAGAUUUCUUGUUGUUGUUGUUGUUCAGAAGGACCAAUAAA